Erythranthe guttata (spotted monkey flower) is the source of this 1332-nucleotide messenger RNA. Its product is annotated as zinc finger protein CO3. NCBI's taxonomy places the organism in Eukaryota, Viridiplantae, Streptophyta, Magnoliopsida, Lamiales, Phrymaceae. Gene Ontology annotation, molecular function: zinc ion binding; DNA-binding transcription factor activity; protein binding. Gene Ontology annotation, cellular component: nucleus. The record is from RefSeq and is a predicted model, not a curated record. Gene Ontology annotation, biological process: regulation of photoperiodism, flowering; regulation of flower development.
GUAUGAAAUUAAAGCAUUGAAAACACACACACACACACACCAAAACCCAUAACUGAGACGAUGCUGAAGGUCGAAAACACCACCGGCGCCGGCGACGCCGGCAACAAUUGGCUUUCUUCUUCACGGCGCGACCGAGUUUGGAUGUGCGACGCCUGCGAUCUCGCUCCGGCGGCGUUUCUGUGCAAGGCCGACUCCGCCUCCCUCUGCGCCGCAUGCGAUUCCGAUAUCCACUCGGCCAACCCCCUCGCCCGCCGCCACAUCCGCGUCCCGAUUUCAUCCGCCGCCGGUAAUUUCUACGGCCACUCCGCUCCCGGAUUAUCAAUGGGUGCGCCGGAGGCGCACUCGGAGAACGAUUUCUUAACUCAUCACGACGGAGAAGACGAAGAUGAAGCAGCUUCGUGGCUAUUGCUCAACCCCGUAAAAAACGAAGACAACCAAAGCAGCCACGACAACGCGCCGCCGUUGUUCGGCGGCGGCGGAGCAGCGGCGGCAGUGGACGCGUACUUGGACCUCGACGACUACAAUUCAUGUCAGAACAAUCAGUUCAAUGAUCAUCAUCACUACAACAACAACAUUAAUCAUCAUCCGAAAUUGCAUUACAGCUCCGUUUCUCACGAGAAAAUCGGCUACGGCGGUCAGGAUAGCGUUGUCCCGAUUCAGAUCCAAGAACACUGUUUUCCGGUGGGAUUGGAUUACGAAUCCUCCCACACUGGAUACAGUUAUCCUACUUCGAUGUCGUCCCAUAAUAACGUUUGUCUUUCACCAGUAAUGGAUGUGGGAGUAGUGCCGGAGUCAACAAUGAGUGAAGGUUCGAUAAUAUCCGGGCAGUACCAGAGAACACCGAAGGGGACAAUCGAUCUUUUCUCGGGGCCACUUAUUCAGGCGGCGGGGGUGGCGCCGCCGCCAGCUCAGCAGCUGAGUCCGGUGGACAGAGAGGCGAGGGUGAUGAGGUAUAGAGAGAAGAAGAAGAUGAGAAAGUUCGAGAAGACGAUUAGGUACGCAUCGAGGAAGGCUUACGCAGAGACUAGACCUCGGGUUAAAGGGAGGUUUGCAAAGAGAUCAGUUUCUUGUGCAAGUUGAACAAAGUGGAGAUAUAGGUACUACAUACAGUUAAUACUUGUGUAAUAUUAGAAAGUGCCCAUGGGCAUUCUUGUAAUUUCGUCGUUCUAAUUUCUGGUUGAACAAUGGAUGGAUAGUAGGAAUUAUGUUUGAAUUUUAAAUUUUUUUUUUCCUUACCAAUUUUGCAACAUAAUUCGAUUAAUUGUAAAGCUACUAUUGCUUAUAGUGUUAACUUCUUGUACUUCUUGUUUUUAGUUUUUACAAUUUUGGUAU